AUGCUUGCUCGCUAUGUCGCCUACACCUCCCAUUUCAUUAGCUCUGCGCCGAAGUACUUAUCUGGUGCCUGGCACUUUCUCGACGACAUUUACUCAACUUUUACUCAUAAUUGGGCUCAUCCUCUCGUGCAGGCAACCAUCGCUGGUUCUCGCAAGACUCGCAGUGAUGCUGUCUCUUGCAAACUUCCUCUCCGCCCUUUUCAUCUUCUCGCCUUCUCCGAACUCGCCCAUCACUCUGGUUGCUAUGAUGAUCUUCUCUUCGUCACUGUCAUCUCCUGUGCUUUUUAUGCCUGCCACCGCAUUGGUGAGCUUGUUCAGCCCAACUCCCGUUCGCUCUAUGACUGGCGCAAAAUCAUCAAGCGGGCAUCCCUCCAUUUCUUCAGCUCUCGAGUGCAAUAUCAUCUUUCGUACCGUAAGACUGACCGCUUCUAUCAGGGAACUACCAUCAUCCAUCUCCCACAGGAUCGUGCCUGCCCAGUGCACUUGCUGUCACAGUAUGUCUCUUGGCGGGAUCACCGUCAUGAGGAUGACUCCGUUUCUACCUGUCUCUGGUUUGAUCAACACCUCUUCGCCCUGCUCGACCACUCCUUUGGUGGCCACUCAGCUCGUGCCGGUGGCGCAACCCUCUAUGCCAGCAUGGGCCUCUCAGAGGACAUCAUCCAAGCACUCAGUCGCUGGUCUUCUCCUUCAUGA
This is a messenger RNA of Laetiporus sulphureus 93-53, 693 nucleotides long. RefSeq lists its product as uncharacterized. NCBI's taxonomy places the organism in Eukaryota, Fungi, Basidiomycota, Agaricomycetes, Polyporales, Laetiporaceae. Gene Ontology annotation, molecular function: DNA binding. The record is from RefSeq and is a predicted model, not a curated record. Gene Ontology annotation, biological process: DNA recombination; DNA integration. Bases 1 to 693 code for a protein of 230 amino acids. The transcript has 2 exons.